AUGGCUGGCAACCGAGAAGAGAGAGUAAUGCGAGAUGACGAUGCAAAGCUACAGGACGAAGGGGUGACCCAGCUGGAAGAUCCCCAAAUCAUUUCACAAAUGAUAAAAUUCGUGGUGUGGCUGAAGCUCGUCAACCCGACUCAGUAUCGCUUUGAGCAUCUGGCCACGCAGCUCAAGUGGCGUCUGCAGGAGGGCCGCGGCGAGGCCGUCUACCAGAUCGGCGUGGAGGACAACGGCCUGCUGGUCGGCCUGACGGAGGCCGACAUGAAGGCCUCGCUCAAAACCUUAAAGAGGAUGGCGGAGAAAGUCGGCGCCGACAUCACUCUCCUCCGAGAGAGGGAGGUGGACUACGACUUGGACAGAAACACCCGUAAAAUCGCAGAAGUCCUGGUUCGAAAAGUUCCCGAUGAUCAGCAGUUCCUGGACCUGCGGGUGGCGGUUCUGGGGAACGUGGACUCUGGGAAGUCGACGCUGCUCGGCGUCCUGACGCAGGGAGAGCUGGACAACGGCCGAGGCCGAGCGCGACUCAACCUCUUCAGACAUCUGCACGAGAUCCAGACCGGACGCACGUCCAGCAUCAGCUUCGAGAUCCUCGGCUUCAACAGCAAGGGAGAGGUCGUGAACUACAGCGAGUCUCGGACCGCCGAGGAGAUCUGUGAGAGCUCCUCCAAGAUGAUCACCUUCAUCGAUCUGGCCGGACACCACAAGUACCUGAAGACGACCAUCUUCGGCCUCACCAGCUACUGCCCCGACUUCGCCAUGCUGGUGGUGAGCGCCAACACCGGCAUCGCCGGUACGACCCGGGAGCACCUGGGCCUGGCCAUGGCGCUGAAAGUUCCCAUCUUCAUCGUGGUCAGUAAAGUGGACCUGUGCUCCCGCGGCACCGUGGACCGAACCGUCCGGCAGCUGGAGCGAGUCCUGAAGCAGCCGGGCUGCAACAAGGUCCCGAUGGUGGUGUCCAACCCCGACGACGCCGUGACGGCCGCACAGCAGUUCGCCCAGUCUGCGUGUGGAGUGUGCAGGGAGGGUGAGAGGCUGGUGGUCGGUCCGACAGACGAGGGCCGCUUCCUGCGUCUGAAGGUGGGCAGCAUCCAGAGGAACCGUUCGGCCUGCAGGGUGCUGAGGGCCGGGCAGGCCGCCACGCUGGCUCUGGGAAACUUUGACCGCUCGCUGCUGCGUAAGGGUAUGGUGAUGGUCAGCCCCAAGAUGAACCCGACCAUCUGCUGCCAGUUUGAAGCCGCCAUCGUCCUGCUCUUCCACGCUAAGACCUUCCGCCGGGGCUCGCAGGUCACCGUGCACGUGGGCAACGUCCGGCAGACGGCCACGGUGGAGUGUCUUCACGGGAAGGAGGAGCUGCGCACGGGCGAGAGAGCCGUGGUCCGCUUCCGCUUCAUCAAACACCCCGAGUACCUGCGGCUGGGCGCCAAGCUGCUCUUCAGAGAGGGCGUCACCAAAGGCAUCGGCCACGUCGCCCGCCUGCUGCCUCCCUCCCAGAACCACGACCAGAACCAGAACCACGACCAGAACCUGCAGGAGCAUUAAAGACCUCGGCUCCCUCCGUCAUCCUCCGUCACAGCGUCGACAGAUGUUGAUCUCUGUGAGAACUGACCGACCGGUCGCCACGUGUCGGCGUGUUCCUCCUCCUGUCCUGGAUGUAUAGUUCUGACCCCAUUGGCCCCCCCGCUGUGAUGUCAGAGAAUCCAUCAUCAUCAUCUUCUUCCUCCCAGCAGACGUUCGGGUCUUGAGUUAAAGCUGGCUGACCUCAGUGGAUUUAAGCCUCAGUGGACGGUUAAUCUGAUGUUGUGCCACAGUUGGAUUGAAGAGGAUCUGUUUCGUCAGUGAGACGACAGCGGGAUUAUUAUUUGGGGUGAUUUGAGGAACGCAGUGCGAUUCUUCAGACGGGGGAGAGGAGGAAGGAUUGACCUCUGCAUCCCUCCCAAACACGCCAUCUCUACACGCUCAGACUUUGAAGAGGGGGAUUAUUUCCAGAAGAGCUCGUCAAACAUUCAGGAACGUGAUGAUGGUUUUUUCUGCAUGUUUUCAGCGCAUAAACUUGAAAAGGUGAAUGUUUUGUGUCGCUGCGGAGCGGUUUGCGUGGAGUGCAGUGGCUGUCGAGCACUGAGGGGUUGUAGAAGCUACCGGCACACGGCUAGCUGGCAUUGUUAGCUCAGCAGCUAUCCCUGCGUGUACUCACUGUGUAUGUACGUAUGUCCUAUAAACAUGUGGAUGAGCUGCUGUGCACUGUUCUGAUCACAUAUUACUAACACGUGUGUGGGAUUGAUUAAUUGAUUAAUAAUCUGCGUGCACAAGUUAAAAAAUGACUCGACGCCUCCGGAGCUCCGCACACAUCAAGAGUUUAGACUGUUGGAAGGAUUAUUAAAUCAAUAUUAUUGAUUUUAUUUUCAUUGCUCAGUCCAUUGUUCUCUCUUCUUUUGCACUUUAUUCACUUUUCAUUAUAAUGAUGAAUCCCUACAGACGAGGGACGCACCGGUACAACUACUCAGAUACCGCUUAUGGCAGCGUGAAUAACACAGAAUAACAAAACCUGCAGUUCCUCUAACGUCCACUAGGGGCCGGCUCCAGCAGUGACUCGGUCUCAGUAAGGACCCAUUUUUUCUAUAUAAUGACGACGAUUGUUGAUCUGCAGUGACACAACAUAACUGUGGACCAGUAUUCUUAUUUUAUGCUAUUAAAUUGGCAAAAACCUCAGAAUUUACAUUUACCCACAGUCAAACUAGAGGCUCUGCUUUCACCCCAAAAGUGGGCGGGGUCAUGACGAAGUACCCGGAUGUGCUGCUCUCAUCUAUAGAUUAUUAUAUAUACUAUAUUGGAGUAUUUUAAAGCAGCUUUUACAACAUUUAAUUUGUUACAGUCAGAAAAUGAGGAACAUCUGAUGUAAAUACAGUCGUUGUUAAACUGUGACGUUAUUAUUAAGCACUCAUCGGCAAAGUACACACGGUGUGUAAACCGUGGCAUCGGUGCGUCCCUGGUGUCCAUUCAGCAGUCAGAGUCAGUUUUUUUUGUUCGUGGGUUGACGUAUUGAUGAAAUGUUGGAGGAGGCUUCAGCGCUGAAGAUGCGUCAUGUUUUUGAAUUCUGGUUGUUUUUACACUUCACAGCCUCACAUUCAGUCUGUGGGGAUUCAUCCGCUCUCUACUCGCCCUGUUGAACUUCGUACAUUCAGUAUCUGCAUUUACAGACCAAAUCUUUGCAUCCUGAGUUCCAGUUUGUUCCGACUGUUUAGUGACGAUAUGAAACGUUUGAUGUAUCGGGCAGCUUAUUGCAGCUAAACAUAACCUGCAUGCUCUUUGACUGGCAGAAAAAAAACAACUAAUCCUCUCAUUGAAAAUAUAAAAUAUGUAUCCCGUGUUGAAACUGUUUUAAAUUUUUUUGAGGUUCUGUGCAAUCGUAAACCUAAAUAUCGAAUGUACUUUCCAUGGAUCCUGUGUAGCAUUUGAAAUUGCUUCUUGUUGACUUUGCACUUUGUAUUCUGCAGAACGUUGAAGACGUGUGAGACGUUUAAACAUUAAACAGUGAAUUCAUCAGUUUGUUUUUCCCGACCGUCCC
Messenger RNA from Morone saxatilis (striped sea-bass), 3565 nucleotides. Its product is annotated as GTP-binding protein 2-like. Gene Ontology annotation, biological process: translational elongation. The coding region runs from base 1 to 1542 and encodes 513 amino acids. The transcript has 10 exons. Gene Ontology annotation, molecular function: translation elongation factor activity; GTPase activity; GTP binding. NCBI's taxonomy places the organism in Eukaryota, Metazoa, Chordata, Actinopteri, Moronidae. The record is from RefSeq and is a predicted model, not a curated record.